AUGCUCAGCAAAAUCUAUGGAUGCGAUAGCUCGUCGUACCAGACGCUCUGUGCUUACCUUCAAGCCACAGAGGAAGCGAGGGAGAAAUACGAGAAGGUGCCUGCUGAAGAGGAACUGGACCCUGCAACGAUUAAUGCCGGGUUCGAGGCCAGCGAUCAGGCUAUCGAUGAGGCGAAGCGCAUCAUCACGAACCAAAAGAACAUCGACAGCCUGCUGCAAGAGUUUGCGGACGCCAUUCCAGAUGCCCAUCAGGAGAAACUUCAAAAGGAGAUGACCGUGAUCGUGGACCGGGUGUACAGCAAAGCCCUAGUUGACCAGUCCGCAGCGGAGGCACAGAAGAAGAAGAAGAAGAAGAAGAAAAGCAGUAAUCCGGAGCGCUGCACCCUGACCCAGGCCUUCCAUCGAUUUUCUUCAGGUAUGCACGCCCUCCAAAACUCCCUAGCCUUGUUUAUCAUGCAGCACUUGUACCUUGAGACGCGCGUGCUCUGUUUCUGGGGUUUGCUAGACGCCACCAGUCUUCCUUCGAGCGAGCCGGCACCAGCGCGCUCUGCGAAUGUCCUCGGCAUAGAACAGCAGGACUACUCCGCCAGGCUAACCAUUGACCCCACCGAAUCGUUGUUUAGGUAUUGGUCGGGCCAACAUGCGCUUCCAGGGAUCGUGAUGGACGCCGACGGCGCGGGCCGGAAGCCGUUCUCCUAUGAUGCUAACCUGAUGGGUGAGCUAAAGGUGCAUAUUAACCCGCAAGCUGUCUUGUCCAAGCACAGCAUUCAGCAGGAUUAUACUAGUAGCCACGUAGAAACCGAUAUGAAUGCACUGCUUGGACCUGCUCGUGAUAUCACAUCUUUAUAA
Aspergillus ochraceoroseus IBT 24754 is the source of this 849-nucleotide messenger RNA. RefSeq lists its product as uncharacterized. The transcript has 5 exons. NCBI's taxonomy places the organism in Eukaryota, Fungi, Ascomycota, Eurotiomycetes, Eurotiales, Aspergillaceae. The record is from RefSeq and is a predicted model, not a curated record. The coding region runs from base 1 to 849 and encodes 282 amino acids.